Messenger RNA from Paramacrobiotus metropolitanus, 4068 nucleotides. RefSeq names its product transcription initiation factor TFIID subunit 2-like. Gene Ontology annotation, cellular component: transcription factor TFIID complex. The record is from RefSeq and is a predicted model, not a curated record. Gene Ontology annotation, biological process: transcription initiation at RNA polymerase II promoter. The coding region runs from base 350 to 3838 and encodes 1162 amino acids. The transcript is spliced from 11 exons. Gene Ontology annotation, molecular function: chromatin binding; transcription cis-regulatory region binding; metallopeptidase activity. Lineage: Eukaryota; Metazoa; Tardigrada; Eutardigrada; Parachela; Macrobiotidae.
AUUUUGUUUCCGUUUUGUCCAAAAAAUUUUCAUUUCUUAAUUUUGAUGGUUAAAUAAUAAAUUUACUUGAAUAGAUUUACAGCGUCAUUUACUUACCAUCAAAGUGAUCAAACUGAUUUAAACACCAGUCCAUCAAUAUGUCUUUCUGUUACUUAUGGUUAAUUUAUUUAUAUUACUACCGCUAACAGUUACCACGAUGCACCAUCCAGCAGCUUUUUGGGAUGUCAUCAAUAUUGUCCUGCAAUGAUAAAAUCGGGAAUCCUACCACUUCAGCCAGUUUUUCUGAUCGAAAAGAAUAUUUUGGUCUUGCGCGGGACGGGAGGUUGUCUUCUUGCUGAACUCAGACAUCAUGGACAAGGAUAAAUCUAAGAAGCCGCUUGAAAAGAGUAAAGGUUUUCGCUUGAUUCACCAAGUGCUAUCCGUUGUGCACAUUGAUUUUGCCAAGGAGUGUUUGGUGGCUUACACAGAGCUUCACAUAAAAUUACUGAAUGCAGAACAGAAAAUCAUCCGCUUAAACAGCAAACAGUGCCGUAUUUUCAAUGUGACAAUCAACGGGAAUGCCGAUGCGGAGUUUACUCUUUUCGAUCCUACGUUGGAUGUGUGUCAGAGCGACACAAAGAAGCGGAAUCUGGAGCAUUUCUCAAAUUGUCACGCCAGCUCGGUGAGGAUGGUGGAUGCCGAAUAUGGUGGCGGAGAAUUAGCUAUUACGUUACCAUCACGUUAUGCUCCUUCGUAUACAUUAUCGAGUGGCCCUUCGACCACCAGGAGUCAUGCACACGAUCUGAUUAUUGUCGGCAUUGAAUUUAUGCUGGAGAAACCGGCCUAUGGACUGCACUUUGUUGUACCGCAGUUUCCGCACGAUAAUGCUGAAUUAAGUAUGGCUCAACGCGGGGCUUAUUUGGUGAGCGGCAGCCAUGAAAAUAGUUCACGCUUAUGGUUCCCUUGCGUGGAUUCCUUCUCGGAAUUGUGUACGUGGAAGCUGGAAAUUACUGUGCCGCAUGAAAUGAUUGCUGUGGCGUGCGGCGAAGCAUCUGAAAUCCAAAUAACGCCGGAUAAUAAACAAAAAAUAUUCCAUUUCACCAUGAAUAUUCCCACAAGUGCGCCGCAGAUUGCUCUUGCUGUCGGGCCGUUUGAGUUCUACAUGGAUCCAGGAAGAAAUGAAAUGGUUCACUAUUGUUUACCAAAAUUGCUGCCGCUAUUGAAGCAUUCCAUAAGUUUUCUUCACCAGUCAUUUGAGUUUUGUGAAGAGUACUUGGCGUGUGGUUAUCCGUAUCCGGUAUACAAGCAAGUUUUUGUGGACGAAACCUUUGCCGAUAUCAUGUCAUAUGCCAGCAUGAGUGUCAUUAACUGCAGUUUCCUGUUUCCGAAGAGUGUAAUUGAGAUGAACAUUCCUUCGCGAAGUAUCAUGGCGCUGGGUGCUUGUCGGCAGUUUUUUGGCAUGUACUUGACACCAGCAUCGUGGAAUGAUCUCUGGAUUGUUAAUGGUGUCGCACAGUACCUCCAUGGUCUCUACUACAAAAAGUAUUUUGGCAACAAUGAAUACCGCUUUCAGAUGUAUCAACAAAUGAAAGAAUUGACUGCUUUCGAGCGAGAUGUCCACCCGGUCAUUCUGGUGCCUCCAGCCGAACUGCCGGCGCAUUUUCACUUCUCUCCCCGCAAUCCACAAACAUGUUCCGAAGAGUACAUUCGCAUUUAUUCCAUCAAAGCGCAUUUGGUUGUGCGGAUGUUGGAGGAGCGGAUUGGCGCGCAGGUUUUAGCGCAAGUCUGUAACAAGAUACUGUCUCUGGCUGCAGUGGCAGCUGCAUCCCCCGAAUACCCAUCGUGGACCGGUCUGCUGUUGUCGACGGAAGAUUUUGCCAAGAGCAUUAACGCUGUUACGGCUAACAGUAUUCAACCCUUUAUGGAUAAAUGGGUAUUGGCAGGGGGGCAUGCUCGUUUUAAGGGGAGAUUUUCUUUUAAUCGCAAACGAAAUGCGAUCGAAAUGGAAUUGAGCCAGGAAAUUGGAAGUAAAGGAUGUACUUCGUACGUCGGACCGCUACCUAUUGUCCUGCAAGAGCUGGAUGGGAGUUCGAAACACACCGCUCAAAUCGAAGAAAAUUCCAGUAAAUAUGAUCUUGUGUGCCACUCCAAAACUCGUCGUUACAAGAAGAAGAAAAUUCCAUUGUGGACUGGGGAGGAAAUCGACAUCAUGACUCUCCCUGACGUAACCAUUGAUGCGGAUUGUCCAGUCUUAUGGAUUAGGAUUGAUCCAGAUAUGACGAUUAUCCGCAAUAUUACGUUUGAGCAACCCGAUUACCACCUGCAUUACAUUGUGCGGCAUGAGCGAGAUGUUGUGUCACAACUUUUCGCACUGGAUGCUUUGAAUAAUUUCCCCAUGGACGAGAAAUUGCAAAGAACCACGAUGGCGGUUUUAAGCACAGUUGUUGAGGACCAGAAGAUCUUUUAUCGUAUUCGAUUGGCUGCCGCGGAUGCUCUUAGCAGACUAUCCAACAAGCUCGCUCUGUCCGGUGCUCCGUGGAUCAAUCCUCCGCCUAUGUCCAGAAUGUACAAAAGUUUAUUUUUUGUGCGGUUACCGACCACAGUUACGCACAAUACAAGCAACAUUGUCAAGAGAAAUGAUUUCCACCACUUCAUCCGUUACUACAUCCAGAAAAAUGUUCCCAUAUAUAUGGCGAAACUGCGAAAUCCUGUCAAUGUCUGCCCGCCGGAAAUUGUGAAUAUGUUAUUGGAUAUGUGGAAGUACAACGAAAAUAAGCGCAACUUCUAUUCAGAUUCGUAUUACCGAGCUUCUCUUAUUGAAGCCUUUGGAGAAACUUUCAGCGAAGUUGCCGGAACCCUGUCCGUAUCGGAGGAUCCGAAAUUCCAAUUCGAACAGCUGAGUAAUUUAUCGAAACAGUGCAUGGAAAAUAUCUUCCGCGCGCUGAACCAAGAAAAAUUAUUGCCAUCAUAUCAGUUCGUGAUUACGGUGAGCUGCUUGAAUGCCAUUCGGAAUAUGCACAAACACGGAGUACUACCAGCUGACUGGUGUGUAAAAACCUACAAAGAUUAUACAGAUGGGAAGCUGUAUCGUCCAGUACGAAUUGCCGCAUAUCAGCAUUUAGUUGACCAUUUAAAAACCACCGCCAAAAACAGUCCCAAUGCAGAUUUGUUUGAUUACCUCUUAACGGCUGCGGCGACCGAUUACGAUGUGUUUAUGCGCCACAAGAUUCUUCGGUUGAUGAUCAGUAACCCGCCGUUUACAGCUGAUGCCGCAAAGCCUGAAGACUGCGCUCUGAGCUCAGAGAAUCUGGUAGAGAGACUGUGGAAAUGGAUGAAUAACGAGACUCCGUACGAUGCACGGUUGCGGUGUGACAUUGUGGAUUUGUACAAUGUGCUGUAUGGCAAGCGUCGGCCCGCUUGUGUUCCCAUACCAGAUUUGGGAAUGGUAUUGAAUCUCAAGGAACGAAAAGCCGUACUGAGCGAUGCGGCUAUGGCCACACUGGAGGAGGAGAAUUUGGCGGAUAAAGCGGCGCUAAAUCCGGAGAAACCUGCUAGUCCAGUCAAGAUCAAGGAAGAAGUGCCGGAGGAUGUCCCGGGACCGUCCAAAGACGUAUCUGUGGAUUUGGACAGGGACAAGGGAGCCGAGUCGAUCUUUAACCCUGCAUCUCCUUACCAUCCAAAGAUUAAAUUCAGAGUUGGAGAUUCGUCGAACGCACCUUCACCGAGUGAUAGAUCGCCGACGGUAAAAAUGGAAGAAGAGGAAGAACAGCAUCGCAAAAAGAAAAAGAAGCAUAAGCAUAAACACCAUCAUGCCAAGCAUAAGAAGUCCGAAAGAGAAGAAAGUUCUGGCAUUAAGUGAUAUACCGUUGUUUUGUAUUUCAGUAUUGUUUUUUAUUUUUUAAUUAUUGUUGCGACGGACAGUUUCUUCGCCCGGAAACAACUUUUUUCAAGUCAGUUACUCGUAGAGAAAGAUAAGUACAGUUGUACAAAUCAGCUUCGAUACGCAUAUGGCCUGGUUAAAUUCGAAAUAUUAGCAUCAAACAGUCAAAGUAUUAUCACACAGAUGCGCGGUUCUUUUCUGUUGACAAA